Messenger RNA from Chaetura pelagica (chimney swift), 402 nucleotides. It is a transcript of the gene PIRT, whose product is annotated as phosphoinositide-interacting regulator of transient receptor potential channels. NCBI's taxonomy places the organism in Eukaryota, Metazoa, Chordata, Aves, Apodiformes, Apodidae. The transcript has a single exon. Gene Ontology annotation, molecular function: phosphatidylinositol bisphosphate binding; transmembrane transporter binding. The record is from RefSeq and is a predicted model, not a curated record. Gene Ontology annotation, biological process: positive regulation of cation channel activity; phosphatidylinositol-mediated signaling. The coding region runs from base 1 to 402 and encodes 133 amino acids.
AUGGAAACCCCUGCCAAGAGCCCUGAGGAGAGUGAGAAGUCUCCUCAGUCCAAGGAGCUGCUGAGCAGCAGCAACACAGCCAGCACCCUCUGCAUCAGCUCCCGCAGCGAGUCCGUCUGGACCAGCCCCCCCAGGAGCAAGUGGGAGAUCUACCACAAGCCCAUCGUGGUCAUGGCCGUGGGAGGAGCCACCUUCCUGCUGGGAAUAGUCAUCACCAGCCUGCCCUGCUUCCUCAACAGCAACAAGGACGUUUACAAGAUGUGUGGCCCCGCUUUCCUGUCCCUGGGGCUGAUGCUCCUGGUGUGUGGCCUGGUCUGGGUCCCCAUCAUCAGGAAGAAGCAGAAGCAGAGGCAGAAGUCCCAGUUCCUGCAGAGCCUCAAGUCCUUCUUCUUUAAUCGCUGA